Molecule: messenger RNA, 4074 nt
Organism: Cydia fagiglandana
Lineage: Eukaryota; Metazoa; Arthropoda; Insecta; Lepidoptera; Tortricidae
Product: retinol dehydrogenase 13-like
Exons: 1
Coding region: 152-1102 (316 amino acids)
Molecular function (GO): oxidoreductase activity
Source: RefSeq, a predicted model, not a curated record
UUCGUUCAAGCAUGAGCAGAUAAGAACACUAGUUUAUCGUGUUCGUUGCGCACUAUCGUGACUUCUUUACUUCAUUUUCUUAAUAACGUAGUCUACUCCGCUUGCUUUAAAGUGAGACGACGCGUGUGCGUGCACUCUGUGCAGUUUUAAAAUGUACUUUGUAAUAAUAGCCGCUAUUGCGGUUCUAGUGUUGACUAUUAAAAUAUAUCAGAAACUUACACAUGCAAGUUGCCGGUCGAGCGCUCACAUGGUCGGCAAGGUAGUGAUUGUGACGGGCGGGAACAGCGGUAUAGGAUUAGAGACGGCGAAAAACUUGGCAGAGAGAGGGGCGCGAGUGAUCCUCGCGUGUCGAAACGCUCGCCGUGCGGCGGCUGCCAAGGAAGAAAUCAUCAAAUUCUCCGGGAAUACCGACGUGCACUACGUACCAUUAGAUUUGUCAUCCUUCCGCUCUAUAAAGGAAUUCAGUGACCACAUACAGAACACGGAGAAACGUAUCGACGUCCUGAUCAACAAUGCGGGCGCCGGGGGACUCGGCAACUACAAGACCGAAGACGGUCUCCACGUCGGCAUGCAAGUCAAUUACUUUGGACCUUUUCUCUUGACCUGCCUGUUACUACCGAAGCUGAAAGCCUCAGCGCCGAGUCGAAUCAUAAACCUAUCCUCGGUUAUACACAAGUACGGCUUAAUGGAUUUCGAUAAUCUUAACAUGGAAAAAUACUGGAGUGAUUACUUAGUGUAUGCGAAUAGUAAAUUGUAUAUUAAUUUGAUGACGCUGGAGUUAAGUGAGAGACUGCGGGACACCGACGUGACCGUGAACGCCGUGCACCCGGGUAUCGCGGCUACUAAUAUAUUUAGGAAUAUACCGAUUGCGAUAGCGCGUACUGUGGUCGAGAAGGGAAUAGGGUUCAUGUUCCAGAGUCCGGUGGAAGCGUCACAAACCGUCAUUCACUUGGCGGUGUCGCCCGAGGUGAACGGGGUCAGCGGGCGCUAUUUCAGUAACUGCCAACCGAAACAACCGUCUAAGAUUUCACAGGAUCUAGAUAUUGCGAAGAAACUUUGGACACAUUCCACACGAUUAGUCAAAUAUUCUGAGACAGACUGAUUCAAUUGGUGUUGCGAGUUUAUUAUUAAUAUAGGAACUAUGUUGUUUAAAGAGUAGAGCUAUUCGGACUCUAAAAUUAUCAUGACAAUAAGUAGAAAAUUAUUAGUAAUAACUAACUAAUAACCAUCAGGAAUAAAGUGAAACUGAAUACAUGAAUAGCGCUUCCAUAUCAUUUAUUAUUUAUUUAGUAUCCAAUAAACGCUCAUAAGGUUGAACGCCCUUGGAAGUUAGUUGUGAUAAGUAUUAAUAUACUUAAUACGAAAUAAACUUAAUUUGAUAAAUAUAUACGUAAAUAAUUAAGUACUUAAGUUAAAAAAUGCUAUUGGAGGAAAUUUACAAAACUUGUUUUAUGAAAAUAAACAUUGUUUUGUAGCAACUAAUAGUGUUGUUUUUAGUGUAGAAACGUAAUUGUUAGUAAAUGGUAAGAGGUCAAAUCGAGGAGCGAGGUAUACCGGGUGUGGCCUGUAACAUGAGCAAAUAAUUAAAACAUAGAUUGUACUCCUCAAACGGUGACACUUUUGUUCUACAACUUUUAAAAAUUAUGAAGGAACUAUUUUGACUCUCUAUUUUUCAUACAAAAUAAAUAUUAUCUUCAAUGGACGCCAUUGCCACGCCAUAUCAUUGUGAUUGACGUUGCUUGUCUUGUUACGCCUUAAACAUAACAAAAUUCGCAAUACAUUGCGUCUUAGAAUAAUAAAGUUUAUUGUGUAUUAAAAAUCAAACCACAAGUUAUUUUUAAAAGUCGCUGAACAAAUGUUGGUCAGUAUGAGGAGUACAGCCUACAGUUUAAUUUUUUGCUCAUAUUACAGGCCACACCCGGUAUGUGAAAGGUCUUGUUUUAUCAUCUUAUGGCUUAGUUUUAGAAAUAGAAAUGUCAGUGGGUGCUUCUUAUUCUAAAAUGUAGGCAAAAUAUUUUACAAGACACGUAAUGUUGUACACAUUGACGUAUUGUUUAAGUAACUACUGACAUAUUAGUUUUAUUAUGUACCUGCUUGUACAAGGUCAUGGUUCCUACUACUACUACACAAUACAUGAUGCCUACGUAAAUGAUAUUUUAUAAUGCAUGUAUAGUUCUCUUCAAAAACAUUGCUCGUGGUUCAGCAUCUGAAAGUUUAAAUAAGUUUUUAAUUUCGAGGUCAUGUAGGUAUGUGUAGUUACCUAACUAGGUAUUCGUAAGUAUGAAAAUUAAGGAAAAAGAUCAAAAUAGUUUAUACAUUGCAAUCAAUCUUAAAUGUAAUUGCUAGUAUGUUACUUCGAACCUACCAUUAUAUUCACUUAACAAAGCUCACUUCUGACAACCCCACCUACUUGGCAACCAAAACGUACCAGGACCCUUCAGGGUUUAGCUCACUUGCGUCUUUACGAUUCGCGGAGAAAAUAGCAAGUGUUCCGGAUUUGUCGAGGCUGUCAGCAGGCAUUUUGAGUGUUGUUUUAGCUUUGCCUAACUCUACCAAACGAAUUAACGAUCAAGUGCAUUAUUGCUCGAUGUUAAGGUUCAUUUUUGUUAAUCACGCUGGCGGGAGAUACGCGGUUGGGAAAGUGAGUAGUGGUAUUCGCAGGAAUUUCGCAGCGAGUUUUAUCGCAAAAUCAUGUAGUGCUGUCGGAUGUACAUACCCGAUGCCUGCCUAUUGCGGUGGCAGAUUGACGGACGCGUCAUACUACAUUUUGUGAUGUGACGCGUCCGAUAUAACGAUUUUACCAAUAUUUCUUAUACUUUUUUUUAGCUUAUAUCGAAACACACGAAUUAAAAUUCUAGAUUAACUAACUCAUAAUUUUAUUUAAUUAUAACUAGUCGUAUAGUAUAGUAAGUAAUAUUUCUAAAAUUGUUUACGGUACCUACAGUCUUACCUAUACUGUGCCCUACCUAUACUAAGUACCUAUACCAAUACUGUACUAUACUAAAAGUAAGAGUUCUAGAGAGUACUACUUAUAUAAGAAUGCUAUAUAAUAUUUAUUUAUUAUUUAGUAAGUCGCCUACAGUUUAUUUCGACCAAUAAGUCACUCAAGUUCGACCAAUAAGUCACUUUGAAGCAAGAAUGAUUUACAAAUAGGGAUCCUCUUUCAUUUCAAGACACGUCUAAACUUUACUUAUUACUUGUUUAAAACCUGGGUUGUAGUGUUAUUAAUUACUCCAUAUAAAGCUUUGCAGGAAAAAAUACCGUUAGUCAUCAAAAUGAAAUACCUACCCUAACAGACGCCUAAACGUUCUUGUGGCAAUUUCAAAUUAGCUCAGUCUAUAAGGCACGUUGGCUGUAGUGUGCUUUUGUAGAAAAAUAACCUGACCCAUUUAUGUCACGUUUGCGUGCCUUGGCCUCUAUAUCCGGUCACACAAAAGGUAACACGGUAAAUUAUUUAAUACCCCGCUUUCUGAAUAUGACAUCGUUUAUGUUUUAGUUCGUAUUUUACAAGAUUUUAUUAAACUCUGGAUAUUUUACGGAGCAUAUUUAUUUAAAAAUCAAUUUGAGUAAAUACUGGAGUGUACAUAAGCUCAAGUUUCGCGAAUUUCUGCGAGCGAAAAAUUCUGGUAUUUUAUAAGAGAAUUUUAAAAAUACGUUAUGUUUCAGUAAGUACAAUAUAAGUCUCUGUAACAUUAUUAUUUUAAUGAUUUUUAGGUUAUUCUUAUUGUAAUCGAACGAUUUAGUCACUUUAGACAUAAUUGUUAUAAUAGUGCAAACGUUUAAUAAGUAGUGUUAAUUAUUAGAAAACUAUUGUUAAGUUUAUUGUAAUUAUGUCGUAUGAUGUCACUUGCCGUUAGUGUUGUCAGAAUUAAAUAAUUCAGAUGACAUUAAAUAUUAUUUUCAUUUUAUAAAACUUGUAUUUUAAAUAAUUAGUAGUGUGAUUGAUAUUUCAAGUGACAUCAUUCAAUCAUUCAUUCAAACCAGUUAUUCAUUCUGUAAAGUUAUAUAAGCAGCGGUCACUUAGGAUUACUCGCUUUUGCUGUUCACUUGUCGAAGAAUAAACAACUAGUCGUA